Molecule: messenger RNA, 1608 nt
Organism: Trichobilharzia szidati
Lineage: Eukaryota; Metazoa; Platyhelminthes; Trematoda; Strigeidida; Schistosomatidae
Source: the annotation of a GenBank genome assembly
AUGAAUCCGAUGUGUAUAUCACUUAAUGACUGUGAUCCUUAUCACUCAGAAUAUGUAGAUAUAAAAAAUUUACCUAUACCCUACACAAGUAGACGACAGUAUAAUAAACCGAAUGGAAAUCGACAAUUCAAUAAUCCUCAGCGUACAAAACAUCGAACAUCAAGUAAUUCUGUAUCACAAAGAAGACGAUUUUCCUCUGUUGAAAAUAAUAAUAAACAGUCAUUUAAUGGAACACAUCAAAUUAUACGACGUAAUCAAUCUGGAUGGUAUCAAACAGAUUAUAUUACCCGUAAUCAGUCAUUAGAGCCACGUUUACCCACAUAUGAACCUUUACUAACAUAUAGUGAAAGUGACCUACGAAUAAGAAAGCGUCGACGAAAUCGUAAAAAUCGUCAUGGAUCACGUCAUUUAUACUUAUGGCAUAAUAAUGGAAGAUUUCCUUUACCUCAGCUAUUAGCAACACCUUUAGGUUUAAUGAGACAGCUGCCUUUCUCUCGGUUACACCACGAUAGUUUCCGUAGAAUGUUUCCUACUAUGAUGACAAAAACUAUGAGAGAUCGAAAAGAACGUAUACAAGCUGCAAAAGAACUACCAUUUUCUAAAUAUUCAGAUAAUCAACUUCAAGAUUUAUUUCUAAUCAGUCAACCAUCAAAUGAAACAACUGUUAAAGAUCCAAGCACAGUUUCACCACCGAAAUGGGAUCAAAUGAAAAAGAAGCGUAUUACACAUCACAAGGAAGAUUUGCAGAAAGGAGAUAAUAUUGUGGAUAAGGUGGAAAUGAAUCUAGAUGAGAUAACUGAACCCAACAGUAUUGACUUUAGUGAGUUUCCUAAUGAAGAACAAGAAACAGAAAAAUCGAUACAUGUUAUAGAAAAGGAUGAUUCAAACCAAUUCGAUAAGUAUAAUCACAAGAAAAUUGUAACGCCAGUUUCAGAAGAGUUUCUAACAAUUUCUGAAACAGAAGACAAACAACCGUCAAGUCAUACUAAUGAGGAAGAACCUAAUAGAUCUGAGGAUAAAAAUGAAACAGAAAAUAUAUUACCGUUUGUCGAUACAGAUCAAGAAGUUAAGCAUAAUCUAGAAAAAAGCCCACUAGCAGUUAACGAUGAAAUAACACAUUCAGAGGAUUUACGAUCACAUCCAUCGAAUCAUCAAGGUGUUAAUUCUUCUGAAAACGGAGAUCACACCACAUCUGAAUCAUGGAAAACCAAUCCGUACAGUGAAUCACAAUCGAAAAAUUAUCUAGAUAAACGAAAAUUGAGUAAAUUGCACAAACCUAGUCCAGUGUUAGAACAAAGAGAUAUAAUUAGUGAUUAUUAUCCAGAACCGGAAACAGAAGUAACAGUACCACCGCCACAAGUUACAGCCAGUUUAUUUGAAUCAGCAUCAGUGGGUCAGAUGACUGGACCUUUAACAUGUAGAACCUGUGGACAACCAGCAUAUCCUGCAGAACGCUUUGAAACAGAUGGUGUAGUGUUUCAUACAGCUUGUUUCAAAUGUCAUAAUUGUGCAUGUAUGUUACAAAGAGGUACAUGGAAUCAAAGAGGUUCUAACUAUUACUGUAAUCCAUGUCAUCGUCGAAUAGCUUUACAAACAUUGAGACAUUAG